This is a messenger RNA of Triticum aestivum (bread wheat), 1452 nucleotides long. RefSeq names its product zinc finger protein GAI-ASSOCIATED FACTOR 1. The coding region runs from base 1 to 1452 and encodes 483 amino acids. The transcript is spliced from 3 exons. Gene Ontology annotation, cellular component: nucleus. Gene Ontology annotation, molecular function: DNA-binding transcription factor activity. The record is from RefSeq and is a predicted model, not a curated record. NCBI's taxonomy places the organism in Eukaryota, Viridiplantae, Streptophyta, Magnoliopsida, Poales, Poaceae.
AUGCUUAAAUCAGCGCUCUCCUCUCUUCGAGUACAUUCCCAACACCAGAAACUGAGCUACCAAACAAUGUCUCAGACAUCUGAGGAAGAGUCUCUAUUCAACUUCCAGCAGCAACAGAAGCUGGCACUCUGUGAAGCAGCACUGAGCAAAAGCGACCCCAUCAUCCAUGCAGGGAAAAAGAGACGAGGUCAUCCUGGCCAACCAGAUCCAGAUGCAGAAGUAGUUGCAUUCUCACCCAAGACAUUAUUGGCAACAAACAGAUAUAUAUGUGAAGUCUGCCAUAAGGGUUUCCAGAGAGACCAAAACCUUCAACUCCACAGGAGGUGUCACAACUUACCAUGGAAGCUCAAGCAGACAAGUGGCACCGACGCUAAGAAGAAGGUGUAUAUUUGCCCUGAAGCCACCUGCCCUCACCAUGAUGCAACCCGUGCUUUGGGUGAUCUAACAGGGAUAAAGAAGCACUACUCACGGAAGCAUGGCGAGAAGAAAUGGAAGUGUGAAAGAUGCUCUAAGAAAUAUGCAGUCCAAUCGGACUGGAGAGCACACACGAAGAUAUGUGGCACCAAGGAGUACCGCUGUGAUUGCGGAACAAUAUUCUCAAGAAAGGACAGCUUCAUCACACACCGAGCCUUCUGUGAUGCACUAACUGAAGAUAACUCCAGAAUCAACCAAAGCCUUGCUGCCAUGGUGGGAAGUUUGCAUGGCCAACAGCAGAGCAUCUUUCCGCACACGAUACCUGGUGCAGACUCUUCCCCAACUGAUGCAGCCGGAAACUUCUCUGGUAAUGACCAGAGUUCAGACGACCAUCUGGGGUCUUUAUCACCUUAUACUUUCAUCCGAAGGUCCACUUCAUUGUUCUCCAACCAGAUGAUAUUACCACACGAUUCUGGCACUCUAGCAGAUGGGAGUGAACCAAGCUCUACUUACAUGUCCAUGAGCUCUCCAUACAUGUCAGCCACAGCCCUGCUACAGAAAGCAGCAGAGAUGGGAGCAAAGACCAGUGAAGAUCCUACCACGCCAUUGCUUCUGAAAGGUUUCCCGAACUAUUUCACCACCAAAGGUCACAUUGGAAUAUCUUCUGGCAUCCUAGGGACACCGAUAGCCAAUAGUGAUAGAAAGAAGACUGCUGAAGACAACAGCUCCUACAUGAACUCGCCAUGGACUGGUAGCUGCAUGAGACCUCCUAAUGCAGUGCCUUGGAUCGGGCUACCGCCAUUUUCAAUGGGGGCAGAAAAUAGAAGCUCUAGCAUGGUUGAUGAGGAUCAUAUGCAGCAAAAUGCGCAUGAGACCAUUUUUGGGGUUAGAGAUGUGGGACUAACGCAAGACUUUCUAGGUUUAGGAGGCCAUGGUAAUGCCGAGAUGCACGAUGACACCUACAAUGGGGAAAUGGCAUUAAGCUAUUCAAAUGAGCAGCAGAAAUCUGAGCAAGAUAUCUACUCCUACCAUCAGUAG